Molecule: messenger RNA, 645 nt
Organism: Paraphaeosphaeria sporulosa
Lineage: Eukaryota; Fungi; Ascomycota; Dothideomycetes; Pleosporales; Didymosphaeriaceae
Exons: 4
Coding region: 13-495 (160 amino acids)
Cellular component (GO): mitochondrion
Source: RefSeq, a predicted model, not a curated record
CGCGCCACCACCAUGUUUUCUCGGCGCAUUGUUGCGGCCCGCCCGCUGGCCCACGCCGUUGCGCCCGCUCUCGCACGCCGACCACAGUUCAUCCAACAAAUCCGCACUGCCCUCACCGAAGCGGAGCAUGCGGAACUCGCCGACCCGAACAUGAACGGCGGCUACAUCAACCCCCCGGCUGAGCUACGCAACAAGCGCGACCCGUAUGCCGACUGGUGGGACAAGCAAGACCGUCGCAACUACGGUGAACCGGUCCAUGAAGACAACGAUAUCCAGGGUGCGCUCUCCCUGCACGAUUACGAUCACUUCACGCCGGGCUGGGGAGGGGUUCUGUUCGGUACCUUUGUCGUGACGGUGCUCGGGCUCUGCGGGGCUGUGAGCCUGAUCUACCCGGACAAAAUCAGCGUCCCAAAACAGUAUGAGGGCGGAUUAGAGACAGAGCUUGGAGGACCGAGGGCUGUAAGGGCGAGGACAUUUGGCGAGGAUUUGAAGUAAGGCUAAGGUUACCAUGGCAAAUGUAUAUAAUUCGGAACAAGUUUUCUUUUGUUCGAGGAUAUGUACCUCAAAUCGACAUGUGUUAGCAAUCUGAGAUACAGCUAACGUGUUCCACCACUCAUUGGCGCACAUCACUCAUCGGCGCACCCC